UUAUUUCAAAAAACAGUGAGGAAUAUCGGAUCUGAAGGCUGGUUUCCCGUCCUUGAGCGUUUUUGUUGUUGCUUCGUAGAAGUUGAGGAAGUUUAUCUUUUGGCUCUCACUCAUUCAUGGUGAAAAUUGUGAGAUGAGUAGUCAAGCGGAUUCCGCGGUUUUGUCAAAAGACAUGUCGGAUCUGGAAGAAGACGAAGAUUUAGAGGUGUUUAGUAAGAAAUCAUUACUGUCAGAUGGGGACCGAAUGCCCAACUCGCCUAGCUCCAUGGUCAACCAUUACCAACUUGAUGAAGAUGAUGAACAGCAGACUGGAGGCAUAAAAGACUUGUUUGUUACUGUUGACAGUCCAGAAAGUCAUGUAACUGCUAUUGAGACAUUCAUCAUGUACAGAGUUGUGACCAAGACUACAAGGAGUGAGUUUGACUCAUGUGAAUAUGAAGUGCUCCGACGCUAUCAGGACUUUGUCUGGCUACGAAGCAGACUGGAAGAAACCCAUCCGACCAUCGUUGUUCAUCCCCUCCCAGAGAAGUUUGUGAUGAAAGGCAUGGUGGAGCGCUUCAGUAAUGAUUUCAUUGAGACCAGGAAGAAAGCAUUACAUCGCUUCCUCAACAAGAUCGCCAGCCAUCCCAUCCUGUCCUUUAACCAGCACUUUAAAAUUUUCCUAACUGCUCAGGAUUUCUCAUCUCAAAAGAAGCAGGGUCCAGGCUUCCUGAGUCGAAUGGGUGACACUGUACGAGCAGUAGCCAACUCUGUGUGGGGCAUCAAGAGCCGUCCAGAAGAGUUCACACAUAUGCAGGAAUAUGUUGAUAACUUUGGCGGAAAAAUCUCAUCCAUUGACAAAGUUUCACAGAGGAUCAUCAAGGAACAGCGAGAAUAUAUGGAUGAGCUAAAACAGUAUGGACCCCUCUAUAGCCAAUGGGCAGAGGUAGAAGAAGAACUGCAUGACCCACUAAAACACGUGGCCAACUGUGUGGAGCAGUGCACCAAAGAAACUGAAAAGCAGAUUGACCAUCUCUCUGAGGUUUUGGUCCCUGCUCUUCAUGAGUAUGUGCUCUGUACUGAGGUACUAAAGACUGUGCUGAAACGGAGAGACAAUAUCCAAGCUGAGUUUGAGACCAAAAAUGAGGCUCUUACAUCCAAAAGACCAGACCAAGAAGUUAGUCAGCUGGAGAGAGAAGUAGAUGCGCUGGCAGAUAAAAUGGAAUUUGCGAACAAUGCGCUGAAGGGAGAUUGGAUCAACUGGCAAAACGGUACAAGAGAUGACCUCAAGUCAGCCUUUAUCUCAACUGCUGAGAAGAAUAUAGAAUGCUAUGAAAAGUGCCUUGCGGUGUGGGAAUCAUUCCUCUUGUCUCAAAAAAGGGAUCCCAUUGAACAUCAAGAUGAAGAAACCUCAUAAAAUGUGAAGCUGAUUGUUUUUUUUUGUUUUGUUUUGUUUUUUUGUCGUGAAUGGCCCCUUUAAAAAAUAACACACAAAAACAUUGUUUAUGUAAUGUGUGUGUCAUAUGUAUCAAACAACUGCUGAAUAUGUAAACCAUUAUUUAAAUUUAAAAAAAAAAAAAAAAAAAAAAAAAAAAAAUCAAAUAUCUCUGAUGGCGCUUAAAAUGGAUUUUCAUCACAAAAACAAAUUAGAUUGAAAUACAGUAACAUCGUUUUGCAUGACCAAAAUGCAUUUUUUGCUAUAUUUGUUCUAUAUUGUAAUUGGUUAUACUGGAAUUUUUAUUUUGCUUAGCGACACUAUUGAAGUCUCAUUGUAAAAAUAAAAAAAAUAUAUUAAAAAAACUACUUUCCUAAUGCAAGUCCCCAAUGCCAGAUUUGCUCAGCUACUUACCGAAAGGGGUUUCAGCAGAAUAAAGCUAACACAAUGUCAUGUCAACCUUCCCUGGCCUACAUUGUUUACAAUAUCUAUUUUUCAUUGUUAUGAGGAAAGAACUGACAAACCGUGUUAAAGUUUAAACUCUGAGUUUCGUAGUUAAGAUCAUUUGACUUGUAAUGACACUAAGCAGCACUUUUUCCAUUGUUCAAAUACUUUGUACCAUCUGACACGCAUGACUUGAAUUGCUGAAAAAUGAUUAUUAAAUGAUUA
This is a messenger RNA of Corythoichthys intestinalis (scribbled pipefish), 2083 nucleotides long. RefSeq names its product sorting nexin 7 (gene snx7). Gene Ontology annotation, molecular function: phosphatidylinositol binding. Lineage: Eukaryota; Metazoa; Chordata; Actinopteri; Syngnathiformes; Syngnathidae. Gene Ontology annotation, biological process: endocytic recycling; protein transport; autophagy of mitochondrion. The coding region runs from base 134 to 1396 and encodes 420 amino acids. The transcript is spliced from 9 exons. Gene Ontology annotation, cellular component: early endosome; phagophore assembly site. The record is from RefSeq and is a predicted model, not a curated record.